Messenger RNA from Tarenaya hassleriana, 1916 nucleotides. Its product is annotated as ethylene-responsive transcription factor RAP2-7. Lineage: Eukaryota; Viridiplantae; Streptophyta; Magnoliopsida; Brassicales; Cleomaceae. Bases 493 to 1707 code for a protein of 404 amino acids. Gene Ontology annotation, biological process: regulation of DNA-templated transcription. The transcript has 9 exons. Gene Ontology annotation, molecular function: DNA-binding transcription factor activity; DNA binding. The record is from RefSeq and is a predicted model, not a curated record.
UCCAUCGUCCAGUGAGAAGGGGACUGAAAUGUUCCCUCACACGUCUCCUUCUCUCUCAUACGGAGUCUCUUACCAGUCGGCGAUUUCAUCUCUCCGGCCAUGAAACCUCUCUCUUCAUCUCUUCUCCGUCCAAUGCCGCAACCUCUCUAGGUUUCCGAAAUUCCGAUUCCUUUGUUCUCUCCUCUCCCCUCUCGCCGGAGACGCUCGCCGUCCUAUGCUCUGUCUCUGUAAAUCUCUAUCCCUUUUCCAGCUCUUUCUGUUUCUCUCGGCGUAAGGUUAUUGGCGCGAGGGAGUGAUCGAGGCGUGAUCGUGUUUGUUUUGGAGAUCGCAGGUUCUGGUUUUCUUCGGUAGCUGGGUGUUUUCUCCAAGGUGUCGAUCAGUUUGGUUGAUUGAAAAAAUUUACUGUUCAAGCAGUUUUUGGAGCUUGACAGCGAGGAUUUUGGUUUUCGAGCGAGAAACUCCUGUGAGAUUUUGUGUUAAUUUCUUACGAAGAUGCUGGAUCUUAACCUCGAAGCUGAUUCGCCCGAGUCGACUCAGUAUGGCGACUCGUACGCGGAUAGGCAUACGUCGGACGGCUCAGGGAAUCGAAUGGAGGAGUCUGCGACGUCGACCUCGUCGCUAGUCAAUGCCGACGCCUCCAACAACGGUGGAGGAGACUAUGACUCCUGCUCCACGCGUGCCUUCACUCUCAGCUUCGGCAUAUUGAAAGUCGGAGGCGGUGGAGUAGAUGAAAGCGCGGCAGCCGUGGUGACCAAGGACCUCUUCCCAGCCUCCGGCGACUGUGGGCGGCUUAGAGAUUUCGGUGGCAUGAACUCCAGAACCUGGAUCGAUCUCUCGCCCGAUGGUGCUGGAAGCGGUGUGAAGGCGAUGCCACCGGCACCGGUACCAGCGCCGGCGACGGCGCAGGUGAAGAAGAGCAGGAGAGGGCCGAGGUCGAGGAGCUCACAGUAUCGAGGGGUUACCUUCUACAGGAGAACUGGGCGAUGGGAAUCGCAUAUUUGGGACUGCGGGAAACAAGUCUAUUUGGGUGGCUUUGACACUGCACAUGCCGCGGCCAGAGCCUACGAUCGAGCUGCUAUCAAGUUCAGAGGCGUUGAUGCUGAUAUCAACUUCACUCUUAGUGAUUACGAGGAAGAUAUGAAACAGAGCCUAACCAAGGAAGAAUUUGUGCACAUACUACGCCGCCACAGCACCGGUUUCUCGAGGGGAAGUUCAAAAUAUCGAGGGGUCACAUUGCAUAAAUGUGGCAGAUGGGAGGCUCGGAUGGGGCAGUUUCUUGGCAAAAAGUAUAUAUACCUUGGGCUGUUCGACAGCGAAGUAGAAGCUGCAAGGGCUUAUGACAAGGCAGCUAUCAAAUGCAAUGGUAGGGAUGCCGUCACCAAUUUCGAGCCAAGCUCAUAUGACGAGAGCGAGAUGAUGGCCGAGGCCAGCAACGAAGGUGACUGUGAACUCGAUCUCAACCUCAGAAUCUCUCUCGCUUCCGGAAGUCCCCCGAAACAGAAAGGGAGGUGCUUUCAGUUACCCUCGGAACCUCACGACAAGAGGGAGGGAAGAGCAAAGGGGAAGAGAGAGAGUGGUGAGUGGGGAUGGGAGAGGAUGAGCUCCACACCACCAUUGUUCUCUGCAGCAGCAGCAGCAGCAUCAUCAGGAUUCUCAUUUUCCCACAACAAUCCCUCCCUUGGUUUCCACUUCUCCCGCCCCAACUAAAUAUAUACAUAUAUAUAGUUAGUUAUAUUGAUAUAUUUUCGAGUGGUUAUGAACGAAUGGAUGGUUUUGUCUAGUUGCUGAAAUUAACAUUGACCUCAGUGUGACAGUGAUUUGUGGGGGUGUGGCAAAUUUGGCUGCCCCUUCCGAACCCCCAAAGGAUAUUCGGUAAUCCUCCAAAGGAUAUAUUAUCAUAUUAUUGUUCAUGUGUC